This is a messenger RNA of Zalophus californianus (California sea lion), 942 nucleotides long. RefSeq names its product casein kinase II subunit beta-like. NCBI's taxonomy places the organism in Eukaryota, Metazoa, Chordata, Mammalia, Carnivora, Otariidae. Gene Ontology annotation, cellular component: protein kinase CK2 complex; cytoplasm. The record is from RefSeq and is a predicted model, not a curated record. Gene Ontology annotation, molecular function: protein kinase regulator activity. The coding region runs from base 151 to 708 and encodes 185 amino acids. The transcript has 2 exons.
GACCAUGGCAAAGAAGGUGGCAGUGAUUGGAGCUGGGGUCAGUGGCCUGGUCUCUCUGAAGUGCUGUGUGGAUGAGGGACUGGAGCCCACUUGCUUUGAGCAAACUGAAGAUAUUGGAGGGCUGUGGAGGUUCAAGCAGCUGACGUGAAGAUGAGCAACUCAGAGGAGGUGUCCUGGAUUUCCUGGUUCUGUGGGCUCCGUGGCAAUGAAUUCUUCUGUGAAGUGGCUGAAGACUACAUCCAGGACAAAUUCAAUCUCACUGGACUCAAUGAGCAGGUUCCUCAUUAUCGACAAGCUCUAGACAUGAUCUUGGACCUGGAGCCUGAUGAAGAGCUGGAAGACAACCCCAACCAGAGCGACCUGAUUGAGCAGGCUGCCGAGAUGCUUUAUGGAUUGAUCCACGCCCGCUAUAUCCUCACCAACCGUGGCAUCGCCCAGAUGUUGGAAAAGUACCAGCAGGGAGGCUACUCUCCCCGUGUGUACUGUGAGAACCAGCCAAUGCUUCCCGUCGGCCUUUUGGACAUUCCAGGUGAGGCCAUGGUGAAGCUCUACUGCCCCAAGUGCAUGGACGUGUACACAACCAAGUCAUCAAGGCACCAUCACACAGACGGCGCCUACUUCGGCACCGGUUUCCCUCACAUGCUCUUCAUGGUGCACCCCGCGUACCGGCCCAAGCAGCCCGCCAACCAGUUUGUGCCCGGGCUCUAGGGUUUCAAGAUCCAUCCGAUGGCCUACCAGCUGCAGCUCCAAGCCACCAGCAACUUCAAGAGCCCAGUCGAGACGAUUCACUGAUUCGCCAUCCCACUUGUCCCUCAGUCUUUGGCACCUCCGAUCCUCUGCUGCCACCCUUUCAGGAACCCUCUAUGGUUUUUAGUUUAAAUUAAAGGAGUCAUUAUUGUGGUGGGAAUAUGAAAUAAAGUGGAAGAAAAGGCAAAAAAAAAA